Molecule: messenger RNA, 2824 nt
Organism: Manduca sexta (tobacco hornworm)
Lineage: Eukaryota; Metazoa; Arthropoda; Insecta; Lepidoptera; Sphingidae
Gene: cce-3
Product: esterase E4
Exons: 3
Coding region: 781-2442 (553 amino acids)
Source: RefSeq, a predicted model, not a curated record
UUCAAAACCAUCAUACUAUCACUUCAGUUCCCAUGUUUAGCAUAACACGCGAGGGUAACAAGCGAGUAAGUUUUUGCAUUCUUACGCAAGCUAUUUGCUCACUGCUAGUUCACCUUUCGUCACUACUCACUCCGGCGGGGCCCACUCGAGUUGUGUAUUAGAUCUUAUAGAUUUAAACCUGUGAUUUGUUUUAUAUAGUGUGUGAACUGUGGUUGUGAUUUUUUUAUUUUGAAGGUCUGUUGUGUAACAUUUAAAUGAGAUGAAUUAAAAUUUGUUCAGCGACUGAAUGAUAUGAGUAACUGAGUGAAUGAAAAUUGUUUUUAUUGUGAUUUUAAUUAUUUUAUUAAAAUUUGUAAAUAAUAGCAAAAUUAGUUGAUCAGACUAUAGAAUAACCAGCGAUGGACAUCAGAAAAAUCUUUAAAUGUUUGAAUAAAUUAUAGUAUGUUUAGUGUUUAACAAAAUAAGUGAUGAACAAAUUUUGCACAUAUGAUAUAAUUAUAGUGCUUGCCAAAACUUAUGAUAAUUUUAAAGCUCAUUAUAAUUAGCAAUGUGUGAAAUACAACGCUACUUAUAAAUAUCUUCAUGGCUCAUGUCAUAUCCAAAUGAAUUAUAAAACAAUAUUCCGAAGGAAUUUUGAUACCUAUAAGGUUUAAUGCAGAUUAAAAAAAAGUAAAUAUCAUCUGUUUCCCGCUUAAAUAAAAAAUAGAAUCAGCGUAAAAAAGGAAAUAGAAAGUAAAUUGAAAAAAUGUUGCCCACUUCAACAAUAAAAAAUAGAAUAAAAUGAAUUUAAACUUAUUAAUUUUGUGCACAUGGUGUAUAUUAAAUGGAAGCGUCGACAGCCUGGUGAAUAUUUUCACGCCUAUAGUCCAUACGAAGCAGGGUCGACUGAGGGGUCUAAGGAGCGUGGUUGGACAAUAUAGGUAUUAUGGCAUACCCUACGCUGUGAGCGAGAGAUUUCGACUGCCACGAAGUCCGCCAAAAUGGAGAGGAGUCUUCCACGCGACCAAACGCUUUGGCUCUUGUGCACAAGCGCUUAAUUUCCUCAAACUUGGGUCAGAAGAUUGCCUCGAGCUUGAUGUAUACACUCCAAACCAAGUGAAACCUGGUGAGAGACUACCAGUCCUGGUGUUCCUCCACGGUGGAGCCUACUACUACGGCAGUAAAUGGCAAUAUGAUCCAGAAUUCCUAGUCACAAAAAAUGUUAUAGUCGUUAUUAUUAAUUAUAGAAUUGGCAUCUUGGGAUUCUUGUGUUUAAAUAAUGUAGCUAAUCUUGGGUUGAAAGAUCAGGUGGCAGCUUUGAAAUGGAUAAGGGAGAAUAUCGCUGUUUUUGGCGGAGACCCUGAAAAUGUGACAAUAUCUGGUCAAAGCGCAGGAGCUAGCGCUGCAGCGAUGCAUUUACUAUCCAAGUCUAGUAAAGGAUUAUUCCAUAAAGCGAUUUUGAUGAGUGGAACACCUAUUACUCCAUGGGCAUUUAAUCCAGAACAUAAGAAACCAAUAUUCGAAGAUGCUGCUAAAUUUGGUCGAGUUGGAGACGAAAUGAAUGCUUUUGAAAUAUUUAAUAACUCCUCAGUUAGUGAUUUGCUUGGAAACUGCCAGGACACAUCAAUUAAUCCCAGAUAUUUCAAGUAUUCUCCAUGUAUUGACAACGCAUUCAAUGAACCUUUCUUUCACGAUACUCCUUACAACACAAUCAAAUCUGGAGAUUUCAAUAAGGUGCCCAUAAUCAACGGUUUCGUGGACAUCGAAGGAAUGUUAUUUUACGGGUUAAAUGACGACACAACCUUCAAAGAUUUAGAAGAUAACUUUACAGACAAACUGCCAUCGGUAUUCUCCUGGAACUCUCAAGAAGUGAAACAAGAUAUAGCGAGGAAAUUUCGCGAACAUUAUUUUAGUAAUAGACGGAUAUCCAAAGAACAAAUAAGGGGAGUAGUGGACUUCUACUCAGACUGGAUGGCGUAUUCAACCUCUGAUACAUUUUCAAAGUUAAUGACCAAAUACUCUGACAAACCAGUAUAUAAUUACAUGUUUUCGUACGUUGGUGAUAGAAAUUUUGCAAAAUUCUUCUUUGGAUCGUCAACUGGAUUGGAAGGAGCGUGUCAUUCUGACGAUAUCUUCUACGCAUUCAAGCCUGGAGGACUUCCAAUGGUCUUAUCAUCAAGAGACAAACUUUUCAUAGACAGAUUUACUACGAUGCUCACGAAUUUUAUGAAAUUCGGCAACCCAACACCGCAACAAACUACUCUCCUACCAGUCCUCUGGCCAGCCACUACCGCCAACAACUCGCUCAGAAUGCGGCUCGACCAUCAACUGUCCGUGAUAGAGACACCCACCACUCACAAGGGGGAAUUCUUCUUAGACAUGCUUUGUAAACAUGGAUUUACUGGAUACGUGCCUUGUGAGAGAUCUGUACAUUACGGAAAUACUGCAGAUGUUAAAUUAUAAGGGAUCCAAGUCGACUACAAGCUAGAAAGACGGUGUACCUUGUUAGCUAAUGUACUAUCUACUGGCCUACUAAUCCUUAUCAAGCCAAUAUGGUAGGAUCAGAGUGGAUACACGCCAUGUUAGUUGAAAGCAUUUAUUGCUCAACGCAUAGGGUAUGUAAGAAGUAACAAUGAUACUCAUCGAGUUUCGAUUUGUAAGAUUUUCGAGAUUAGAUUUGUAUUUAAUUCUAUGCGACUGUAUAUAUGGAUAAUGUAGGUGAGAUUAGGUAAUCAUUUCUUCAAAUUAUAUUAUUUUAUAAAUCAUUGUAAGUAAACAAACGUACAUAUUCUACUUGAGUUUUGCCAACAAUUGUCAAUGGUUUUAAUUUUAAAUUAAAUUGAUU